Onthophagus taurus is the source of this 2330-nucleotide messenger RNA. The record is from RefSeq and is a predicted model, not a curated record. Lineage: Eukaryota; Metazoa; Arthropoda; Insecta; Coleoptera; Scarabaeidae.
GGUUAUAUUAAACAUCAAAAUAGGCAACACAAUAUACACAAAUUAAGUAAUGGAUUUAAAAAAAAAUGGCAGGUAUUUUUAGGUUAUACCACACGUCAAAAUAGGCAACCCAACAUACUCGAAUUGACAAAUGGAUCAAAAAAUGACAGGUUCAAAAUAGGCAACCCAACUUACUCAAAUUGACAAAUGGAUUAAACAAAGCCAGAUCCGCGCUGAUCUCCUCGACGAGAACGAUAAAAAAAUUGUGAUCUGUCAAAAGAAGAUUAUUAAAAACGCGGUGUGAUUGUUGUUGUCGUCCUCGGUGGGGACCUGGUGGUGCCGGGCGAGGUGAAAGAAAUGGCCGAAGAGGAACCCCACGAUCACCGGCGGCACGCCUUCAGACAAUUGAGGGAACGCAAACAAAAAAAGCUUUAUUCGGAAGAUUGGGCGUUAAACGACGACGACAUCGAAGGAAGACGAACAUUUUCGAUUCAACAAAAACUCGAAGAUCCCACUUUUGCCUCGCAUUGUAUGGUUAAAGAGAUGCACGGAUCGGAAUUAACCGUCUCUUAUUUCCAACGGAACGGUUUUAACACGCCUUUAUUGUUUAAAGAAAAAUCGGGGUUGGGGCUCCGCGUCCCCACGAAUAACUUCACGAUAAACGACGUUCGAAUGUGCGUUGGUUCGAGACGUAUCCUCGACGUUAUGGACGUUAAUACACAAAAAAAUAGUGAAAUGACCAUGAAGGAGUGGCAAAAAUAUUACGAAGAUCAAAAUAAAGAUCGAUUAUUAAACGUGAUUUCGUUGGAAUUUUCACACACUAAGUUAGAAAAUUACGUUCAAAGCCCCACAAUCGUUCGAUUAUUAGAUUGGGUGGAUUGCGUUUGGCCGAGACAUCUAAAAGAGAGCCAAACCGAAGCGACCAACGUUUUGGAUGAUAUGAAAUACCCCAAAGUUCAAAAAUAUUGUUUGAUGAGUGUUAAAGGGUGCUACACUGAUUUUCACGUCGAUUUUGGGGGGACUUCGGUGUGGUAUCACAUUUUAAAAGGGUGUAAAGUGUUUUGGUUAAUCCCCCCGACGAAACAUAACCUAGAUUUGUACGAACGGUGGGUUUUAUCUGGUAAACAAUCGGAUAUUUUCUUUGGGGAUUCCGUCGAAAAGUGUGCAAGAAUUACUUUGUUGGAGGGAAAUACGUUUUUUAUCCCAACUGGGUGGAUUCACGCCGUUUAUACUCCGUGCGAUUCGUUAGUUUUUGGCGGGAAUUUUUUGCAUUCCUUCGGAAUUGAUAAACAAUUAAAAAUAGCGCAAGUUGAGGACACGACGAAGGUCCCCCAAAAAUUUCGUUACCCCUUUUUCACCGAAAUGUUAUGGUACGUACUCGAACGUUACGUUUUUUGCUUACUCGGACGAUCACAUCUAACCUCAACCAACGAAUUUUCGCCAACAGAAAAGCAACAACACGUUCAUUUAACCCAUUCUGAAUUACAUGGGUUAAAAGAAAUCGUUUUAUUUCUCCACAUGUUACCGGCGAAUAAAAAAAAUGUACCAGAAUUAAUCAAAGAUCCGGUUGCUUUGAUUCAAGACGUUCGAACGUUAAUCGGACAACAUCGACAAGAUGUGAGGGAAUUGGCGAUUACGGGUAGGCCGAUUUUGAAUCUUCCUGAUGAGACUAACAUGGAAAGUAAAAGUAAAUUGGGGUAUAUUCAAAGGGGGGCUUUUAAAAGCGGGUUUAAGGAUGGUUUUAAAGGACCAAAGGUGACCGGAAGUGGGGUUAAGUCGCAAAAAGGGAGUCCUAAUGGUGGUGGAGGAGUUGCUGGUGAUAAAGGGGGACCAAGGAGGCGAAGAACUCGGUGUAAAAAAUGCGAGGCGUGCCAACGAAGCGAUUGCGGCGAGUGCAGUUUUUGCUUGGACAUGGUUAAAUUCGGCGGUCCGGGCCGGGCGAAACAAACCUGCAACAUGAGGCAGUGUUUGCAGCCGAUGCUUCCGGUUACGGCGGCUUGUACGCAUUGCGGAUUGGACGGAUGGGGCCAAACCCCCGUUGUUCCCCUACAAAAGGGGCCCCAACGAUGCGAAAGUGCGAGUACUUUAAUGGAAUGUUCCGUAAGUGAUUAUAUAACCUCAUUUUUUUAUCUGUCAAAUGUCAUUUGUUAUAUGUCUAAUUUAAUUUUUAUCUGUCAAAUGUUAUUUCUUAUCUGUCAGAUGUCAUUUCUUAUCUGUCAAAUGUCAUUUUUUAUAUCACAAAUUUAAUUCUAAUCUGUCAAAUGUCAUUUUUUAUAUGACAAAUUUAACCCUUCCUCUGUAAACCUGGAUAUUUUCUGUCCGACUGUUUUGGUAAAUAAUUGCCUCAUUUC